This is a messenger RNA of Polypterus senegalus (gray bichir), 1298 nucleotides long. RefSeq names its product zinc finger protein 239-like. NCBI's taxonomy places the organism in Eukaryota, Metazoa, Chordata, Cladistia, Polypteriformes, Polypteridae. The coding region runs from base 141 to 1139 and encodes 332 amino acids. The transcript has 3 exons. The record is from RefSeq and is a predicted model, not a curated record.
UACUGUAGCCACGCUGUCAUUGUCUCGCUUUGUGAAACACUACGGAUGCAAGACUGUUGCUGAGUGAACGAGUUCAGAAAUAAUCCCAUCAUCAAAAGGGAGGCAAGAGAUAAAACUCUGCCAUUUACUGUAACAUUUAAAUGGAUGUGAAAGAAGAACCGUGUGAGGCUGACCUGAAUAUCAUGGAGGAGAGGACUGUAAAUGUUAAGGAGGAGGACUGUGAGUGGGAGAGUGUCCACCCCAAACAGGAGAGUCUGGACAUUAAGGAAGAGGACAGUGAACUAGAGUCAGUAAAUAUUAAAGAGCAGGAUGAAGAGGAGUAUGUCAGCACUGAGGUGGCCAGCUAUAGGAGUAUGGAGAGUGUCAAGGAAGAUGACCUUCAUUAUGGAGAUCAAGGUGGAGCAGUCACCCAGUUAGUCUCUUCUCAUAGCAGACACUCUUCAUCUUCAGAGUCUUCUAUCAAUGUAAAAUAUGAAUCAUUACAGUCUGACAGAAAGACGACUGAAAAAAUGUCAUCUCCAAGAACCAAGGAAGCUCAACCACCAACUAAGAUGUCAUCUAAAACAAGAAUCAAACUUCACUGCUGUUCUGAAUGUGACAAAACGUUUACACAGAGAGUCCAUCUUCAGAUCCACCAAAGAAUCCACACAGGGGAGAAGCCGUAUGACUGUUCUGAAUGUGGCAAACAGUUUUCACAGAGAAGCCGUCUUCAGUGCCACCAAAGAAUUCACACAGGACAGAAGCCGUAUGACUGUUCUGAAUGUGGCAGACAGUUUUCACAGAGAAGCUAUCUUCAGAGCCACCAAAGAAUUCACACAGGGGAGAAGCCGUAUUGCUGCUCUGAAUGUGGAAAACAAUUCUCUUAUAAUAGUAAUUUUCAGAUACACAUUAAAACUCACUCAGGAGAGAAGCCGUAUUGCUGCUCUGAAUGUGGCAAAGAGUUUUCACAGAGAAGCUAUCUUAAAAGUCACCAAAGAAUUCACACAGAACAGAAGCCAUAUUGCUGUUCUGAAUGUGGAAAAAGGUUUUCACAGAGAAGCUAUCUUCUGAAGCAUCAAAGAAUUCACACAAGAGAGAACAAAAUGAAAAUGACAGAAACUCCCUCACCUUGCCCACAGAUGAACACAGUACAAUGCUAAGCAACAGAAGAAAGAAUUCAAAAAGUUUGAUGAAAACAAAAAAGAUGUAAUUGGGGAAACUCCAAGUAAAGUGGUAAAUACACUGCCCUCCUGUUGUGAUGUGAGAUUUUGAAUAUAACUUGAUAAAUGUUUUGUAUGUCUUUAUUUAUAAUUUAGGCA